Molecule: messenger RNA, 1435 nt
Organism: Bradysia coprophila
Lineage: Eukaryota; Metazoa; Arthropoda; Insecta; Diptera; Sciaridae
Gene: Fen1
Product: Flap structure-specific endonuclease 1
Cellular component (GO): nucleus
Molecular function (GO): manganese ion binding; magnesium ion binding; DNA binding
Source: RefSeq, a predicted model, not a curated record
AACGUUGACAACACUGGCAUUAAGGCGCGUAAAUAGACACGACCAAGAUAAAAUUGUGUUUUGUUUUGAUUUCAAUUAAACAUUUUUUGUUUUGCCGUUCAGUACGGUCGUUUCGUAUAUCUCUUCACAUAAAUACCGAUUUCAACGUAAUUCGCUGAUUGAGAAUUACCAUGGGAAUUCUAGGCUUAUCGAAAUUGAUUGCAGAUAUUGCACCAUUUGCGAUCAAGGAAAAUGAAAUCAAAAAUUAUUUCGGACGUAAAAUUGCCAUUGACGCAUCGAUGUGUCUCUAUCAAUUUUUGAUUGCUGUCCGAGCCGAAGGCGCUCAAUUAACGUCUGUUGACGGCGAAACAACAUCCCACUUAAUGGGCACCUUCUACCGUACGAUUCGUCUGCUCGAAAAUGGAAUCAAACCGAUCUACGUAUUCGAUGGCAAGCCACCAGACAUGAAGGCCGGCGAAUUGACCAAACGAGCUGAACGACGUGAGGAGGCACAAAAACAAUUGGACAAAGCUACCGAGGCUGGUGAUGCGGCUGAUAUGGAAAAAUUUAACCGUCGACUGGUGCGUGUAACGAAACAACAUAACGAGGAGGCAAGACAAUUGCUUAAGUUGAUGGGAGUGCCAUACAUUGAGGCUCCGUGUGAAGCAGAAGCUCAAUGUGCAGCAAUGGUCAAAGCUGGUAAAAUCUAUGCCACGGCCACCGAAGAUAUGGAUGCUUUAACAUUCGGCACAACAACGUUGCUGAGACAUUUGACGUCGAGUGAGGCGAGAAAACUUCCGGUACAAGAGUUUUGCUACGAAAAGGUGCUGAAAGGAUUGGAAUUCAGCAGGGAACAGUUCAUCGACUUUUGCAUUCUGCUCGGCUGUGAUUAUUGUGACUCGAUCCGUGGCGUCGGACCGAAGCGAGCGUUGGAGCUCAUAACUCAGUACAAAUCAAUCGAGAAGAUCGUCGAAAACAUCGACAAAAAGAAGUACCAGAUACCGGAGGAUUGGAAUUACGAAAAGGCCCGUGAACUGUUCCUCAAUCCGGAAGUUCUUGAUCCAGAUUCGGUUGAGUUAAAAUGGACGGAUCCCGAUGAAGAUGGCCUGGUGGCAUUUCUGUGCGGCGAUCGCCAAUUCAAUGAGGAACGAGUUCGGAAUGGAGCGAAAAAAAUUAUGAAAACUCGCAGCACAUCGACACAAGGCCGACUGGACAGCUUUUUCAAAGUGAUUCCGAGUGCUACUCCUACGAAGCGAAAAUUGGAAGACGUCAAAAAGGAAUCGGCGAAGAGAGCGAAAACCAGCAGCACACCGAAACGUGGCGGUCGAAGAGGAAAGUAGGGCGCACAAAGUGAUUGAUUGACACAACUGGUUUUUAGUUUAGUUAUUGAGCUUCUGUGAACAUUUGUAACAUUGAUUCUGUGGAUGAAUAAAUGCUUAUUGAGCCAGUAGUGCUU